Molecule: messenger RNA, 1953 nt
Organism: Brassica rapa (field mustard)
Lineage: Eukaryota; Viridiplantae; Streptophyta; Magnoliopsida; Brassicales; Brassicaceae
Product: 3-ketoacyl-CoA synthase 10
Biological process (GO): fatty acid biosynthetic process
Cellular component (GO): membrane
Molecular function (GO): acyltransferase activity, transferring groups other than amino-acyl groups
Source: RefSeq, a predicted model, not a curated record
UUACAUCUUUUUGCCAACACAACUCCUUAUAAAAAUAUACCUUUCAUCAACCACUAGAUCUCACUCACAAAAACUUAUCUCCAAAACAAAGAAGAAAUGAGUAGGUCUACUGAACAAGAUCUACUCUCUACCGAGAUUGUUAACCGUGGGAUCGAACCUUCCGGUCCAAACGCCGGUUCACCAACGUUCUCGGUCAGAGUCCGGAGACGUUUACCGGAUUUUCUUCAAUCCGUGAACUUGAAGUACGUGAAACUUGGUUAUCACUACCUCAUAAACCAUGCGGUUUAUUUGGCGACCAUACCGGUUCUUGUGCUUGUGUUUAGCGCCGAAGUUGGGAGUUUGAGCAGAGAAGAGAUUUGGAAGAAGCUUUGGGAUUAUGAUCUCGCAACCGUCAUCGGAUUCUUCGGUGUCUUUGUCUUGACCGUUUGCGUCUACUUCAUGUCUCGUCCUCGAUCUGUUUAUCUCAUUGACUUCGCUUGUUUCAAGCCUUCCGAUGAACUUAAGGUGACAAGAGAAGAGUUCAUAGAUCUAGCUAGAAAAUCAGGCAAGUUCGACGAAGAGAUCCUCGGAUUCAAGAAGAGGAUCCUUCAAGCCUCAGGAAUAGGCGAUGAGACGUACGUCCCAAGAUCAAUCUCUUCGUCUGAAAACAUAACAACGAUGAAAGAAGGUCGUGAAGAAGCCUCGAUGAUGAUAUUCGGUGCACUCGACGAACUCUUCGAGAAGACACGUGUCAAACCGAAAGACGUAGGUGUCCUCGUGGUUAACUGCAGUAUCUUUAACCCGACUCCGUCACUAUCUGCCAUGGUGAUUAACCACUACAAGAUGAGAGGGAACAUACUUAGCUACAACCUAGGAGGGAUGGGUUGCUCAGCGGGAAUCAUAGCCGUUGAUCUUGCUCGUGACAUGCUUCAGUCUAACCCCAAUAGUUACGCGGUGGUUGUGAGUACCGAGAUGGUUGGGUAUAAUUGGUACGUGGGACGUGACAAGUCGAUGGUUAUACCUAACUGCUUCUUUAGGAUGGGUUGCUCCGCCGUUAUGCUCUCUAACCGCCGCCGUGACUUCCGCCAUGCUAAGUACCGCCUUGAGCACAUUGUCCGGACUCACAAGGCUGCUGAUGACCGUAGCUUCAGGAGUGUGUACCAGGAAGAAGAUGAACAAGGAUUCAAGGGAUUAAAAAUAAGCAGAGACCUAAUGGAAGUUGGAGGUGAAGCUCUGAAGACCAACAUCACUACCUUAGGCCCUCUCGUCCUUCCUUUCUCCGAGCAGCUUCUCUUCUUUGCCGCGUUGAUCCGUAGAACUUUCUCACCCGCCGCCAAAACUACCACCACCACCUCCUCCUCAGCCACUGCCAAAAUUAAUGGAGCCAAGUCUUCCUCCUCCUCUGAUCUGUCCAAGCCAUACAUCCCGGACUACAAGCUUGCCUUCGAGCAUUUCUGCUUCCACGCGGCAAGCAAAGCGGUGCUUGAGGAGCUUCAGAAGAAUCUAGGCUUGAGUGAUGAGAACAUGGAGGCUUCUAAAAUGACUUUACACAGGUUUGGAAACACUUCCAGCAGUGGAAUAUGGUACGAGCUUGCUUACAUGGAGGCCAAGGAGAGUGUCCGUAGAGGCGAUAGGGUUUGGCAGAUUGCUUUUGGGUCAGGUUUUAAGUGUAACAGUGUGGUUUGGAAGGCAAUGAGGAAGGUGAAGAAGCCGGCGAGGAACAACCCUUGGGUGGAUUGCAUUGACCGUUACCCUGUCGCUCUCUGAUCAUUUAUUUUUAAAAAUUAUUAUUUCUUCUUAAUUAAAUCAUCUAUGAUCUCUCUUCCUUGUUGUUGGAUGAUAGACGUUUGUUUGUUGGUCAUUCGUAUCUUAAGACUUCUAUAAGAAUGGAUGGUUCAAAUCCAAUUCAGGUUCCAUUUUUGUUUGUGCUGUAUUCGGUAAACUUUGAAAUUAUACAACUCUCUUAUUACGUUA